Messenger RNA from Perca flavescens (yellow perch), 2600 nucleotides. RefSeq names its product Rho GTPase activating protein 42b (gene arhgap42b). Gene Ontology annotation, molecular function: GTPase activator activity; protein binding. Gene Ontology annotation, cellular component: cytoplasm. Lineage: Eukaryota; Metazoa; Chordata; Actinopteri; Perciformes; Percidae. Gene Ontology annotation, biological process: signal transduction. The transcript is spliced from 23 exons. The coding region runs from base 1 to 2403 and encodes 800 amino acids. The record is from RefSeq and is a predicted model, not a curated record.
AUGGAAAUUCAGAAUGCAGAUGAUGUGUUGAUUACUCCUUUGGAGAGGUUUCGGAAGGAGCAAAUCGGUGCUGCCAAGGAGGGGAAGAAGAAAUUCGACAAGGAAACAGAGAAAUACUACUCCACGCUUGAGAGACACCUCAACUUAUCAUCCAAAAAGAAGGAAGCCUAUCUGCAGGAGGCUGACACUCAGAUUGAUAAGGAGAGACAACUCUUCUAUGACGCGUCCCUUGAGUAUGUUUUCAAAAUACAAGAAGUGCAAGAAAAGAAGAAAUUUGAGUUCGUUGAGCCGCUCCUGGCCUUCCUUCAGGGCUUGUUCACAUUCUACCAUGAAGGAUAUGAGCUGGCUCACGAGUUUGAGCCAUACAAACAGCAGCUGCAGUUCAACCUACAGAAUACACGAAACAACUUUAUGAGCACUAAGCAGGAAGUGGAGAAGCUGAUGAAGAGGAUAAGGUCUGCAGAUCAGGACUAUAAACCCCCGGGCCAGUGGACGAUGGAAGGCUUCCUGUACGUCCAGGAGAAACGUCCCCUGGGAUGCACUUGGACGCGUCACUACUGCACAUACGAGAAAGGCAGCAAGACCUUCACCAUGAGCAACACUGAAACCAAGUCUGCCGGGAAACAGAAUGGUCUUGUCGUGAACCAGCCGGAGAUGUUCAAGCUCAAGUCCUGCAUUCGGAGGAAAACGGACUCAAUCGACAAGCGUUUCUGCUUCGAUAUCGAAGUGAUGGAAAGAAAUGACAUCUGUCGUGGAACUCUUUUCAGACCGCUUCAGUUUUUCUGUAAAGUCCGGCAUGGCGUGAUGACACUGCAGGCACUGUCGGAGUCCAACAGAAGAUUGUGGCUGGAGGCCAUGGAUGGCAAGGAGCCGAUUUACAACCUGCCAGCCAUAUUGAGCAAAAAGGAGGAGACAUUUCUUAAUGAGGCGGGCUUUAACUUCGUAAGGAAAUGCAUUGAACUGGUGGAGAAUAGAGGAUUAACUACAAUGGGACUGUACAGAAUCGGAGGAGUCAACUCCAAAGUACAGAAGCUGAUGACCACGGUCUUUUCAUCCAAGGCACCUGUGGAUAUGGACCUGGAUCCGGAGACGUGGGACAACAAAACUAUCACCAGCGGCCUGAAGAAUUACCUCAGGUGUCUCUCUGAGCCUCUAAUGACAUUCAAGCUCCACAAAGACUUUGUCCUGGCUGUUAAGUCAGAUGACCAGAACUACAGGGUGUGUGCUGUCCAUGCAUUGGUUCAUAAGCUGCCCGAAAGGAACAAGGAAAUGCUGGAGCUACUAAUAAAACACCUUGUCACAGUUUCCACUCAAAGCCAGUCCAACUUGAUGACGGUGUCCAACCUAGGGGUCAUAUUUGGGCCCACCCUGAUGCGGUCCCAAGAGGAAACCGUGGCCGCCAUGAUGAACAUCAAGUUUCAGAACAUUGUGAUGGAAAUACUUAUCGAGAACUUCAACAAGAUCUUCCACCAGCCUCCGGACCCCAAUGUGCCCCUGCCCCAACCCCAGAGCCGGCCUGGCUCUCGCAGGAGCAGGGCCAUUUGUCUAUCCACGGGGCCCAGGAAGCCCCGCAGCAUCUACACCCCAACACUGUGUCUGGCAGAUGCAGAAAGUCCCUGCAUAGGUGACACUCUCAGCAGCAGUGCGAGCAGCACUCCCAUGGGCAGCAUGGAGUCUUUGUCCUCCCACUCGUCCGAGCAGAACAGCUCCUCCAAAACCGCGUCCUGUUCCCAGGCCAAGGACAAGUCGCUGCCGGACCUCCGCCGCUCGCCGUCCCAGCUCUCAAACGGCCCCAGGAGCGCUGUGUGUGUCAGCAGCCCCGAGUCCAGCUCCAGGGAGGACGCCGGGCGUACAGACGGAGAGUCCGAGGACGCCGUCAGCCUGUCCUCAGUCAGCACCGUGCCCUGGCUGUCCCCCGCCCCCAAAAAAGCCCCGCACUGCCGCAUCGACCUCAGGCCGGCCCUGCUGAACCGCUCAGCUGCUCCCUCUCUGAAAUCACUGCAUAUAUCUGAAGGCCACAGGAGCUGCUCUGGAUCUGUCCAAAGUCUGUCCAGACUGGAUCCCAGUGAGAGUUUAAAGCCUGCCAAGCAGCCAGACCUUCCACCCAAACAAGUGCUGCGCUGCAGGAUGGACGCCUCCGUCAGCAACGGCUACCAAAGACCAGGCUCAGUGGUCGCUGCCAGAGCACUGCUUUUUGAAAAUGCCUCUUCCCCACAAUCUGUUCCAGUCGGAAGAGACGCCAAAGCGAUGUAUUCCUGCGAGGCAGAGCACAGUCACGAGCUCAGCUUCCCCCAGGGGGCGCACUUCUCAAACGUCUACCCGUCUGUUGAACCAGGCUGGCUCCAAGCAACAUACGAGGGGAAAAAAGGUUUAAUCCCUGAGAAUUAUGUUGUCUUCCUCUAACAAGAUUUUAAACAUUGCAUCUUUUUCAUGGCAUCCAUGAAAAAAAGAAAUUAUAAUACACAAUGUGGCUGAUUGUUGUAAUGUUUGUGUUUUUGCUGGUAAGUGAAAUUUGUCUUAGCAGAUGCUUUAAAGGUCCCAUGACAUGGUGCUCUUUGAAUGCUUUUAUAUAGUCCUUAGUGGUCCCCUAAUACUGUAUC